Molecule: messenger RNA, 136 nt
Organism: Funneliformis mosseae
Lineage: Eukaryota; Fungi; Glomeromycota; Glomeromycetes; Glomerales; Glomeraceae
Source: the annotation of a GenBank genome assembly
AAAUGAAAAAGCAUUAGAGAAUGUUAAUAAUAAUUAUGGUAAAGAAGAUAUAGAAACUAUUUCAAAAAGGUUUAAUGAAAAUUUGGCUGAAUGGUUAGAAAUACUUAAAAAUAUAGAAGAAUUAUCAGAAUUUUAG